AAAGGAUUUGAUUUAAAUCCCUCUUCUGUACACCGCUCAAAUAUUCCGUUUCACUGGGAAAUACGUCACAGUACAGAAGCUAAAGACACUCCAACUUCCGGUUCACUGGGACUUUAAAGUGGUAUUUCUGCGCUUUUAUUUUUAAAGGCGAGCUCUCUCGUGUUCCGGUGUGUGCCACAAUAAAGCCAGCGCGGUGUAAGCGGACCGGUGAAUCUUAACCAACAGGAGAGGGAAAAAAGAGGAGAGGAAGAUGAAAGAGCGAGGGAGGUAGAGAGGCAGAGAGAGAGAGAGGGACGGACCAUCCUACCAGCCGCUGUAGAGGAGGUGUUUCAACAUGACAGCGUUGCGUCAGAGGAAGGGCAGCAGGGGGAAAGAGCCCCCUCUGGGUGCAGAGUUUCAGUCCCAGCAGUCCAACUGUUGCACCGAUCAUCAUCCAGAGAAGAUCUUGCACGGUGAUUGGUCAUGGGGGGCAAUAAUCUGGACAUCGGUUGGUUGGUCUGUGGCCGUUGGUCUGGGCCUGCUGUGCUGCAUCUACGUGGCGACGCUGCAUGAGAAUGACCUGUGGUUCUCCAACAUCAAGGAGGUGGAGAGGGAAAUCUCCUUUCGGACAGAGUGUGGACUAUACUACUCCUACUACAAGCAAAUGCUGCAGGCCCCAUCCAUACAGGAAGGGCUCUCAGAUUUGAUCCAUGACAAUUUGACAGAAUCCAAGAGGACCAUUAAUCUCCUACAGCGAAUGAAUAUCUACCAAGAGGUCUUUCUCAGUGUUCUCUACAGAUUGUUGCCCAUUCAGUCAUAUCUGGAGCCAGUAUAUUUCUAUAUUUACACAGUGUUCUCGCUCCAAGCGGUGUAUGUGAUCGCUCUGUACCUCACAGCAUGGCUCCUGUCUGGCUCCUGGCUGGCUGGUGUGCUCACUGGGGUCUGGUACAUCCUCAACAGGGUAGACACCACUCGUGUUGAGUUCACCAUCUCCCUCAGAGAGAACUGGUCUUUACCUUUCCUAGCACUACAGGUCACUGCUAUCACGUGUUAUCUCAGGCCUCAGCUCACUGCCUUACAACAGAAGGUGAUGGUGUGGUUAAUGUAUGUGACGACAUUCUGCUUCUGUCUGACGUGGCAGUUCAACCAAUUCAUCCUACUUGUUCAGGCUCUCAUUAUAUACACCCUGGACUGUGCUGACUUCCUAACAACCACACAGGUGACCACGCUGUACCUUGUUCAAGUGAGUGGUCUGCUGAGUGUGUGGCUCCUCCAGUUCUGCAACUCCAUGAUACUGGGAUCACUGGUACUGAGCUUCAUUGUAGCCGUGCUGUUCAUCAGGCACUGCCAGUCUGGUCUGAAGACAGGAAGCCUGCUGGUUCGUCUGGGCAAACUGCUUCUCCACAGCGCCAUGGUUUUCCUCCUCACCAUCACCAUCAACUAUCUUACCAAGAAAGCACUUCAACUGAAAUCAGAUGAGCACAUCUUUAAAUUCAUCAAGUCAAAGUUUGCCUUGGGGCCCACAAGGGAUUUCGAUGCCAGUCUGUAUCUUUGUGAGGAAGCCUUUGGCCUGCUGCCCCUCGACACACUGGAGCGCCUGGCUGGUACUCUGCUGCUGUACCCCUACGUCCUUACGCUGCUGCUGCUCAGCGGCAUGCUGGCAGUGGCCACACUGCAGAAACUGAGCAGGCCUAAAGUAGGUUCAGUCGAGGAGAGGAAAGGAGCUGGAGAGGGGCGAGUGGUGACGUUUCGUCCAGAUGUGGCCUAUAAUUUGUUGCAUACACUGUUCUUUGGACUCCUGGCUUUCAGCACUAUGAGGAUGAAGUAUAUAUGGACUGGCCAUAUGUGUGCGGUUGCGGCAUAUGGUGUGUGUGGUACAGAGUUGUGGACUCUGAUCCUCAACACCCUCCGCUGCAACAGCAAAGUUCUGUUUAGGCUUGUCAGAUAUGCAGUUCCACUGGCAAUGAUCGGUUUCCUGUAUUACAAGUUCUGGCCUAAGCUGAUGGAGGAGUUAUCAGAACUGAGGGAGUUCUAUGAUCCAGACACUGUGGAGCUCAUGACCUGGAUUAGCACAAAGACCCCUAAGCGGGCUGUAUUUGCAGGAAGCAUGCAGCUGCUGGCUGGCAUCAAGCUGUGCACAGGCAGAGUUCUCACCAACCACCCCCAUUAUGAAGAUAAAGACCUGCGGGAGAGGACCAGACAGGUAUAUCAGGUGUACGCUCGCCGGUCCCCGGAGGAAGUUCAUGACAUCCUGAGAGCCGCGGGGGCCGACUACGUGGUUUUGGAAAACAGCAUCUGUUACGAGCGGAGGCACAGGCGAGGCUGCAGACUGCGGGACCUGCUCGACCUGGCCAACGGACAUAUCAUGGACGGAUCAGGAGAGAAUGAGCCAGACCUCGUUCCCGCCUCCCACCCUCGAUUUUGCGAGGCCAUCAAGACGGAGACGGCGGCUUACACCACCCUGUUCACCAUAACGUUCCAGAAUAAAACCUUCCACGUGUACCGGGUCAAGAAGAAACGCAAGAAGAGCGCCAAGAGCUCGUCAGAGCCCAGCGCGACUCCGUAGCAGGAGCAGAGCUGCAAGAGAAACCCCGUCAGAGGCCAGAGGGAAGAGAGAUGGAGGAGAAGAAGAGAUAAAAGCACUGAGUCCUCACUGUUCCUCUGUCUCCUCUCUGCACUGUGCCCAGCUGUGAUCAUGCCCAUUAUUUUUUCAACACAUGGUUGUGUGAACUGUGGUGUUAGAGCAGUGGGCUGGUUCCAGCUUGGGGCUACAUUGUUUUAGUUUGUGGAGUGUGGAAGCACCUAUAGGAGUCCUGCUUCGGGGUGUUCUGUCUCCAGCCGCCUUCCUCCCAGCCCACAAUGGUGCAGAUGAACAGACACAGAAACAAUCAUUUGAACUCUAAGCAGGGCCUGGAAUACCACGAGCAACCACUAAUAAUUUAGUUUCAUUUGAAGUAGUGUGUGUCAUUUCUGCACAGCAGCAUGAAAUGAACAAAGUACCAGUCAUUGCUACAUAGAAACACCUAGAAAUAGAGUUCAAUAGCAUCUAUCAAAGCUGGAUCCAGCAUCAACAAAAGCAAGAAAAGUCAUAAAUAACUUCAUAUUUAAAAAACUACAACUCUAAGAUUGACAUUCAAAUACUCUAUACAUUGUAAUAAAAAGAAGCUUUUCUAGAUAUACAUAUAUAUAUAUAUAUAUAUUACAUACCUACAUGUUUUGUACAUUAUUCUUUGCCAGUGAAAAUAAGAGUAGUAAAUUAAAGAUUUGUCGAGCUUCUGGCGAUUUUUUUGGAAUUGGAUCCAAAAUAGAGCUGGGCCUCGUUUCCCAAUAACGAUCGAUCCUAGAAGUUGAGAGCGUUUCUACAAAAUGUUUCUACAAAUGUUCUUAAAUUACUACACAUGUUUACCGAAGCAGUAUUUAUUAAGGUAAAAUGUAGCAGUGGCUGUUCCUAUAAGUUUCAUGAAUGUGCACAUCAUUCUGUCGUUAUUUCUGUAUUAGACUUGCUGUAUAUAGGUGUGAGACACCCUAAUAUAAAUAGAAAAGAGAAGAUACAGAAAAUACUCCUCAGGGCAGCGGCAUGUCAGCCAGAAGAGAUGAAUAUAUGAGGAAAGAAGAGGGAGACGUGGAUGAUGAUGAUGAUGAUUAAUUCACACACCAUCACUCAUUUUAUAUCAAACGUCACUUAACAAAGAACAUCAGUGUUCAUUAUACAGUAAAAUAAAAAAAUGAACCAAAACAAUAAACACAUCACUCUUUAAUCUACGAUCAUUUCUAAGAGAGUCUUCAGUUACGAUGCUUUUGGGAAACACCUCUUAAGCUAAAGACUGUUUGUAAGAUGGAUUUUAUGAUCAUCUUAGUCUUAAGAUGCUUUUGGGAAAUGAGGCUCUGGCUACUGGAACACAACACUAAUUCAGAUUUUCGUUUUAUGAACAUAAUACAUUUUUGGAAAGUGCAAGUUGCCACAGCUGCUCUGACUUAUUUCAGUUAUAAAAGGUACAAGUUAGAUGAAAACAAAUGCACACUGCCAGCAACUGGUGCCAGCAACAAGUGCUCUAUUUUAAAUGUUGAUUACAACUGAAACUUUUUUCUAAUUUAAAGUCAUUUUUUUAAAAAAGUUCUGACUUUUCUGUUCUGUUUUUCCCAAUAUGACACAGAUCUAAUUGGCUGAGAUCCAAAUUUAGAACUAUUCCUCACUUUGACAAUAACAAUCUCACCUCAUGUUCCACUUAUCAGCUUUUUCUGCAGCUUUCUGUAUCAUGUGUUCUUCACCAAUGAGUGGAGUUUAAUCACAUGUCAUUAAAAAUUGAUCUGUUGUCAUGUGAGCUCAGUAGAUGUUAUGAUUUCAUCCAUAGCAACACUUCUUGUGUUGGCUUAAAAGUUGAGUGUCAAAGUUCAUUCUUGGAAAUAGUAGUUUGUUAACUCAAGGUCCUCUCACUAGCUUUUUCCAGGGCUUUCAACUGUAUCACACAGUCUUCUAAAAGUCCUAUGGAUAAAACAGAUCAGCAAACCCCAUGCACUGAUGAAGACCAUUUGAUAUGGUCUAGAAAAAGCAAGUAAGUGGACCUUGAGUCAGGAUUGUUUUCCAUUGUCAAGAAUAAACUUUGAUGCUGAUUCCUCA
Molecule: messenger RNA, 4597 nt
Organism: Thunnus maccoyii (southern bluefin tuna)
Lineage: Eukaryota; Metazoa; Chordata; Actinopteri; Scombriformes; Scombridae
Gene: dpy19l3
Product: dpy-19 like C-mannosyltransferase 3
Exons: 19
Coding region: 335-2545 (736 amino acids)
Cellular component (GO): nuclear inner membrane
Molecular function (GO): mannosyltransferase activity
Source: RefSeq, a predicted model, not a curated record